Drosophila navojoa is the source of this 1442-nucleotide messenger RNA. It is a transcript of the gene c(3)G, whose product is annotated as crossover suppressor on 3 of Gowen. The record is from RefSeq and is a predicted model, not a curated record. NCBI's taxonomy places the organism in Eukaryota, Metazoa, Arthropoda, Insecta, Diptera, Drosophilidae.
AUGAACAGGACAUCUGUAAUCAAGUCCAUCUCUCCGCAAAAGGUGCCGAAAUCUGAUCCGACAAGCACCACAAACGUGCUGAAGUGUUUCAUGCGCCAUCACAAGCGGUCCCUGGAGGAAUUGAAGAAGAAGUCGAACGAGAUGUCCGAGAAAAUGGAAAAAACUGAGAUUUACAUUGCCGAGAAAAACCAGGAAAACGCUCAAUUGAAGAAACAGCUGCAAGAUAUUAAGGAGCAACUGGAGAAUGUGAAGGAUACAUGUAAUGGUUUAUCUAAGGAAAACUAUGAGCUGAAGGAGAAGUACAUGUCUUGCCACAAGAAGUAUAUUGAAUUAGAGAUUUCCUAUGAUACAGAAUUCACAAAUUUGAAUGCCAACAUGGUCAAACAGAAAGCUGAUUUAGAAAGUGCUAACCGUCUAAAUGCACAGCUGAGGGCUGAGCACAUCGAGCAACAGCAGGAGGCGGCCCGAAUCCAGGCCGUGUUGAUGCAGAAGGAAAGCCAAUUGAUCGAAAUAAAACUGAAGGCAGAUGAACUGCAGGCCUAUAGUUUCGAACUGAAGGCGGCUUUUGACGAGUAUAAGAAGAAUAUGUCCCUGAAACAUGAGCACGACACCACCAAAUUGGCAGAAGAGGUGAAGGAGCAGGCGUCUACAAUUCGUCAGCUUAUACAAAACAACGAGGAGCGUGACGUUGAGUUGCAGUUAGCUUUAUCUAAUCUGAAAAAGGCUGAGGAGUAUAAUGGAGAUCUUUUAAAUCGUAAUAAUCAGUUGUCGAAUGAGGUGUCUGACAUUGCUAACCGUAUGAGAGUUGAAGUAGAGAAUCAUAACAAGAAGACUGGGGAAUUAAAUAUGCAGAUUGUGCAAAUGGUGUCUGAAACAAAGCGUUAUCAAUCCGAAAUUGCUAAGCUCGUAGAGACAAACAACACUUUAAAGAAUGUUAAUCUCGAGGCUGCUACUGCCAUGGAAAAUGAGAUGGCUAAGGCUAAUCAGGAUAUGCUUGAUCUGAAGAUGAAGUGUGAACAACUUCAGAAGGAGCAUUUGGAUACAACCAAAACCUUAUUAGCCGAAAAGGCCGACUUGGAAGAUAAGUUGCAGGCUCUGAAGGAAGUCCAUGAGGCAAACAUCGUAGCACUGGAGGCUGAAAUACGCCAAAAGGAAGAAGUCCGUUCGGAGUUUGAACAAAAAGUUGCCGAACUGGAACGUCAGAAAAAUUAAAAAGCGCUUUGCUAACCACUAACCAGACCCAACCGAAUACUAACAAAACCAGUCCAUCGAAAUCCAUACCUGUAAAUUCAAUAGCCCCCACUGAGAUUUCAACAGACGAAGGCACACCUGCACGCCGCAGGCAAAUUAAGCGACCUCUUGCUACACUUUACAAUUCUGAUUAUAACACUGAAACCGAGGAUGAGUUUGAGAACGAGAUAGGUCAUAAUCCUACAGCCGCU